This is a messenger RNA of Leptopilina boulardi, 1962 nucleotides long. It is a transcript of the gene coro, whose product is annotated as coronin-6. The transcript is spliced from 6 exons. Gene Ontology annotation, molecular function: actin filament binding. The record is from RefSeq and is a predicted model, not a curated record. Gene Ontology annotation, biological process: actin filament organization. The coding region runs from base 367 to 1845 and encodes 492 amino acids. Lineage: Eukaryota; Metazoa; Arthropoda; Insecta; Hymenoptera; Figitidae.
ACAGUGUUACAACCGUUACAACAAAAACAUGUUUUACGUCUUUUUCUUUUGUUUUCUUUAACCUCUUACUAUGUGUAUGAAAAAGUUUACUUUUAAAUUAACUUCAUUUUUACAAAUUAACAAUAAUGAACUUCAAAGACUGUUUGUAAUAUAUUUAUUAUUGCGAAUAAAUCAUUAGGCUUUUAAUGUGAGCAUAUAACCUUAUUUUUAGGUUAUAAAUAAUGUAAAUAAUUAAAAAAAAAAAACAAAUAAAUUAAAUUAUUAAAUUUACAUUAGAAGAUUUUUAAAAAAAAAUUAGGUUUCGCGUGCGCAAACUCGUGUGUGUUCUGUUUUUUUGGCAGUUCAACAAGCAAGUCAAGUCCAGGUAUGUCUUUCCGUGUGGUUCGCAGUAGCAAAUUCCGCCACGUGUACGGAACAGCUUUAAAACGAGAACAGUGCUAUGACAAUAUUAGAGUUUCCAAGUCUUCCUGGGAUUCCACAUUUUGUGCGGUCAAUCCCAAAUUUUUGGCCAUUAUCGUCGAAUCGGCUGGAGGCGGUGCUUUUAUAGUUUUACCACAUAAUAAGGUUGGUAGAAUAUCGGCUGAUCAUCCAUUAGUUGGUGGUCACAAGGGACCUGUUUUGGAUAUUGCAUGGUGUCCACAUAAUGACAAUGUAAUAGCCUCAGGAUCUGAAGAUUGUGUUGUUAAAGUUUGGCAAAUUCCCGAUGGUGGAAUAUCACGAACAUUAACGGAAUCUGUUGUUGAUCUUCAAUUACAUCAAAGGAGGGUGGGUUUAGUUUUAUGGCAUCCAACUGCAUUAAAUAUAUUGCUCACAGCAGGCUCAGAUAAUUUAGUUAUCAUAUGGAAUGUUGGCACCGGUGAAUCAUUAGUAAAAAUUGAUUGUCAUCCAGAUGUUGUUUAUUCGGCAUGUUGGAAUUGGGAUGGUUCACGACUUGUUACCACAUGUAAGGAUAAAAAAAUUCGUCUCCUCGAUCCAAGAUCGGGUAAAAUUCUCGAGGAGGCUAUCGCACAUGAAGGAAGUAAAGCAACACGUGCAAUAUUUCUCAGGGGAGGUUUAAUUUUUACAACUGGUUUUAGUAAAAUGUCAGAGAGGCAAUAUUCAUUAAGAGCCCCUGAUAUGUUAGCCGAGCCUAUAGUAAUGGUAGAAUUAGAUACUAGUAAUGGAGUUAUGUUUCCACUUUAUGAUCCUGAUACGAAUUUGGUUUUUCUUUGUGGUAAAGGGGAUUCGGUGAUACGUUAUUUUGAAAUAACGCCCGAACCUCCAUUUGUACAUUAUAUUAACACUUUUCAAACACCCGAUCCUCAACGAGGAAUCGGAAUGAUGCCAAAACGUGGAUGCGAUGUGAACAGUUGUGAAAUCUCGAGAUUUUAUCGACUUAAUAAUUCGGGAUUCUGUCAAGUUAUUUCUAUGACUGUUCCAAGAAAGUCUGAAUUAUUUCAAGAGGAUUUGUAUCCUGAUACGCCGGGUGAUACUGCAGCGAUAUCGGCAGAAGAAUGGGAAGGCGGUCAGGAUGCUGAACCAGUGCUCAUUUCACUUAGGGAUGGCUAUCAGCCGACAGCAUCGAAAAACGAUCUCAAAGUUAAUAAAAAGGCCAAUUUACUUAGUAAAGGAGCUAAAGUUCAAUCGGGUAAUUCAAACGCACCUGUCGGACAAGUAUCGGAGGAUAUCAUUAAGGAAUUCGCGGAGGAAAUUAGAAAAUUAAAGGCAGUAAUUUUAAAGCACGAGGGACGAAUUCGAGUUUUAGAAUCUGCGGUGGCGUUACAAAUGAAGGAGGAAGAAAGAAGUGAAAAACGUUCUUCAUCGCCACCAACGGAUAAAGAAUUACUUGCCUCAGACGAGGUUUGAUUUAAUUAGCAACUUUUUCUCUCUUUUUUUUUCUAAUAGCUUUAAAAUAAAAAAAAAACAACAACGAACUCAUUUAAUUGUGAAAUAAAUAUUAAAAAAAAAAAAAAAAAUGGAAAA